ACCAAUUCAUUCAGCUAUUUUCUUCUCUCCCGCCUACUCUCUGUAAUCAUCUUCUCUUCCGCAUUCUCUCUGAAGUUUUCCAAUUCGAUUACUCAUUCAUCAGAUUCUUGUAUUCAAUUGUUAACAAAUGCGCACCUCCAACUUGAGAUGAAUCAAUGCAGGAAUCGACGACUUGGCGAGCAAAUGGGAUUCUCUUGUUAUUGUGGUUGUAGAUGAGAUAAAGAUCCAGCUUGAAGGCGGUCGCAGACCACAUGAGAUCUGGCGGCGACGUAUCUGGAAGAAGCUUUGGCGUGGCACGGGGAUGGUCAUCUUCGACGCAGUGUAGAGUAGGGAACCGACCAGCUUUUUUUUCGGCUGGGCGCAAAGGCUACACAUGGGCAGCCUGCUCCAGCCGGAAAUUUUAACCUUAUGCAUUGUUCUUCCAGUAGCAGUAAGGCUUUUCCUAUCAAAAUUGAAAGCAAAACCCUUCAACUUGCUUUAGAAUCUUCAAGUAUGCGUUUAAGCCAAAUGAAUAAUGGAGAUUCUCAGAGUAUUGUUUUAAAAACAGAGACUUUAAAUUAGUUUUACAACUCUUUUAUUCAAAUUCAUUCGGGGGCAUCUUGGACUUACACAAGAUAUGAACAAUCUAAAAAGCUUCUCCUAUCUUUGAAUGAAAACGGGUUUGGAAAAUUUAUUCGUUUAGUAGAAAUGGACAUUCAGGGCAGAACUAUAUCGAUAAUUCCCGAAGGUCAGCGAGGAGAUGGAUUUAGACGUUUUGGAUCGGCCUUACAUAACCAGAAGGAGCUGCUGGAUAACCUUUUGAAUGAACAUAUUGAAACAGAGAUACAUGGAGGUGCUCAGGGAUCUGAUUGCUUGUUCUUCUGAACCCAUACCGUCCCAGGUUAUAGGCUUUUGUUCUACUCCUACGAAAACUGACAUGGAUUGCCUGGAAUCUGUCUCCUCCAUGCUCUUUCGUGAAGACUUGCAUUCCUUAGGCUACUAUUCAAGAGAAGAGAAUCUUAAGAGAAUUUUGUUGGAGAGUGAGGACUGAGGAGUUUCAUGCGAGUAUGGUUAGAGCUACAAAAGAGCAUGCAAAAGGGAGGUUAGUUUCACGAACACAAUUGAACAAUAGAGGCACCGGUACCUCACCAGCCAUAUCAUACCAGGCAAAUAAUAAAAGACAAUUUAAAAAUAUGAGUGGACUCCUAAAGUGGCUUCCUGGUAUAGUGUGAUUGGGCAUGAAUUGGUACCUCCUUUAUUUUGCAAUGUACCAUAGAAGGACCCUUGAACAAUUCAGGAUUAUAAAACAACCGGGGAUAAUAAUAUUGUUUUUCUUGAGGAUAAAUCAAUUGGGGGCAAUACUAUUGUUUGUCAAGUCGGAGCCAUAGCAAUCAAAGAGGGGAAAGAUUACAUUUUAGAGAAAUACAAUGAAGAUUAUAGGGAAUAGUACGGAAAAAGUACUUGUGGUUGAGCGCGUUUUCAGAUAGGGUCAUGUGUUUCAUUAUUUAUCAAAGUGGUUCAUGUGUUUGAAUUUCGUUAUCACAAGAGGGUCACGCCGUUAAAAACGCCUGAAAAAGUAACUCUGAUUUUUAAAAGUGCCGGAAAAAUUAAAAGAAAAAUACCGGAAGGUGCGCCUCAAUAGGACGACCGCUAGGCCAUCUUUCUUUUUGGUUUUCAGCCACCCUUGUCACCGGAAAGUCCAUCGUAAAAGUGAUAUUAGCGAAAUCAUUUUUAAAAAAUAAUUCAAACAGAUCUGAAAAAUCCAAAGGCAAAGGUGGUUUGGAGGUCAUCUUGACGAGGCGCACCUUUCGGUAUUUUUCUUUUAAUUUUUCGGGCACUUUUGAAAAUCGGAGUUACUUUUAACGGUCUUUUUCAGACACAUGAACCUCUUUGAUAAAGAAUGAAACACAUCACUCUAUCUGAAAAUGGGCUCAAUCACAAGUACCUUUUUUGUACUUUUCCCAAGAUUAUAUUAUUGGGCCUGUCAAUGUGGAAACUCCUCUCCAGUGUCUUUCUUCCCUUAUCAAGAUAAUGUUAUAGUUGAGGAUGAGUCUCAUUUUGAAUGUGGUGAUGCUUCAGAUUCUUCGGGCGAUGAUUCAGAUAGAGAACUUCUCAAUCGCCUUGGUGAUUGUAAGUGGAAGACAAUAUCUCAUAUUACAAGAAGUGCUCGUAUUCAAGAGAAAAUGAAGAGUUUUCUAGACGAGGCUUUAUGGUUAUCGGGCUUAAUCGGGCAACCAAAUAUUCCAAAAGAUUUGUAAUUUGUGUGAGGUUAUUGGGAAUUGAAGAAGAAAGGUUUGAGUGUAUUUGAUGAGUUGCUAUAUACAUUUGGGGUUUGUUUGAGAGGUUUGUUGAAGACAAUUUCUCCUUCGGACAUUCGUUGUGAAUUGUUACUCUUAUUAGAUUUUGCUUUCAUUAGCUUUGUUCUCCUUCAAUUUUCUUUUUCUUUAGGAUUCCUUCCUUAAUUAGCGAUUGUAACUUUUCAUUGAGAAUUUUAAUAAAAGUCUUUUUUUCGCGAAA
Cuscuta europaea is the source of this 2496-nucleotide messenger RNA. Lineage: Eukaryota; Viridiplantae; Streptophyta; Magnoliopsida; Solanales; Convolvulaceae. The record is from the annotation of a GenBank genome assembly.